AUGGAUGUGGAAAACGAACUAAAAGUCUACUAUCGCGAGCUGUUUCCGCUGCAGCUCCUCUAUGAAACUCUAGAGAUCAAUGGGCGGAGAGAAGUCUCUUUUUUCACAAGUACAGGCUCGUACAUGAGAUAUCUCACCUUUGACUCUGCUGAGUUAUUUAGGGAGAAGUUGGAGCUGGUCAAUCCAAGAAAAAUAGAUUUGGGUCCUGUGUACGACAUUAAACCCUCAAAAUCCAAUGGUGCAGUUCCAGUCGCACGUGAAAUAGUGUUUGAUAUUGAUCUUACCGACUAUCCUAGAGAAUGCUGUAAGGACAAAAAGAUCUGCAAUCUUUGCUAUGAAAAAAUAAAGUGUGCGAUCAAUAUUUUAGAUUACAGUCUAAGAACUGAAUUUGGAUUUACAAGCUACGGAUUCGUGUUCAGUGGAAGAAGGGGUGUGCACUGCUGGGUGCUUGAAAUGAAGGAGCUACCAACUCAUGUACGAAAUGACAUUUUUAAAUUUUUCCAGAACGUCGUGGAUAAGAACUUAUUUGUACAGGAGUAUAACAAUAUUAUGGGAAGGUAUGGAGAUGCCGAUCUUGUGAAAAACUUCUUUCCCAGAAUUGACAAGCAGGUUACAGUGUCUAUGAAUCAUCUUAUUAAAAUGCCGUUCUCCGUUCAUCCUGACACCUUCAACAUUUCCGUGCCCUUGGAUCCAAAUAGCAUCACUGAAUUGGAGGAUAUUCCCACACUUUCCCAGGCAGUCGCAAGCCCUGCUGUUUUGGAGCCAUACUACGAAGUACUUAAAACAUGGAAAAGACAAUAA
Molecule: messenger RNA, 801 nt
Organism: Vittaforma corneae ATCC 50505
Lineage: Eukaryota; Fungi; Microsporidia; Nosematidae
Exons: 1
Coding region: 1-801 (266 amino acids)
Biological process (GO): DNA replication, synthesis of primer
Source: RefSeq, a predicted model, not a curated record